CGUGAAAACCUGCUACUACAAUCUAUCACCACAUAAUUUCUUUAUCUUCUCUUAAUCUACAUUUAGGGUUUUCAAAGUUAGAGAGAGAGAGAUGAUGCAGACUCCCUACAAUACUUCAAUUCAGGGGCAGUAUUGUCAUUCUUGCGGAAUGUUACACCACCACAACCAAAGCUGCUGCUACAACAACUCCAACGCCGCCGGCUCUUACUCAGCGGUCUUUUCCAUGCAAAACGGCGGCGUUUUCGAGCCUAACGGCGAGGAUUAUCACUCCUCCUCCGUCGUUGACUGCACUCUCUCUCUUGGAACUCCUUCCACACGUCUUUGCGAGGAGGAUGAGAAACGCAGACGCUCUACUCCCUCUGGUGCGUCUUCCCGCAUCUCCAACUUCUGGGACUUGCUUCAAACCAGAAACAACAACUCCAAAGUGACGCCGUCUGUUAACGUCCCUUCUUUCUCCACUGCUAAUCCCAUCAAACCAACACGCGGUUGCUCUAAUGGCGGCGGCUACUCUCUGCUUGCUAGACGCUGUGCCAACUGUGAUACCACUUCAACUCCUCUAUGGAGAAAUGGUCCUAGAGGCCCAAAGUCCCUAUGCAACGCAUGCGGCAUUCGUUUCAAGAAAGAAGAGAGAAGAACCACGGCGGCUUCAGGGAACGCUGUCGCCGGAUCUAUACCCGUAGCAGUUGAUCAUUACAGUCAUCACAACGCCGGCUACAGCAACUACAGUAUUUCCACUGGUAACAACAAUAAUGGUACUUCGUGGGGUCCUCACACGACGCAGAGGGCCCCUUGCAACUAUCCGGCAAACGAGAUUAGGUUCAUGGAUGAUUAUGGCAGCGCUGGAGCUAACAACUGUGAUUCUGAUGGUGGUCUCAGCGGCGUUCCGUUUCUUUCGUGGAGGCUAAAUGUGGCGGAUAGGGCAAGUCUUGUCCAUGACUUCACCAGAUAGAAAAGGAAAGAGAAAUUGACGUUAGAUUUAAAAAAUUUCCAUGUGGUUUUAUUAUAUUAUGUCUAAUUUAAAAAAAUGGAAGAAAGUGUUUGGAAAAAAUGGUAGAACCGACGAUGUUGAUGGUAUUGAAAGCGACGGUCUAACUUAAGGUUUAUGUUUAUCUAUAAAGUAAA
Raphanus sativus (radish) is the source of this 1122-nucleotide messenger RNA. Its product is annotated as GATA transcription factor 18. NCBI's taxonomy places the organism in Eukaryota, Viridiplantae, Streptophyta, Magnoliopsida, Brassicales, Brassicaceae. Gene Ontology annotation, biological process: regulation of DNA-templated transcription; flower development. The coding region runs from base 92 to 949 and encodes 285 amino acids. The record is from RefSeq and is a predicted model, not a curated record. The transcript is spliced from 2 exons. Gene Ontology annotation, molecular function: zinc ion binding; sequence-specific DNA binding; DNA-binding transcription factor activity.